This is a messenger RNA of Musa acuminata subsp. malaccensis (wild Malaysian banana), 2311 nucleotides long. The record is from RefSeq and is a predicted model, not a curated record. Lineage: Eukaryota; Viridiplantae; Streptophyta; Magnoliopsida; Zingiberales; Musaceae.
AGCUGCGUAGCGGGCCGCAAAGAGGCCCGGUGCAGCAGAAUCCGGUAGUCAAGGCCGUCCGUGGGGGCUGCCGACGCCACGACAAGGAGGAGAGAAGGGGAGGCGGCGAGGAACCUUGAAGAGGCCUGCCGAAAGGGAGGAAGGCGUCGGUUUGACCGAAGGUGGACAGAAGGUCGAGGAAUUGGGCUGGGAAGAGAAAAGGAAGAAGGAGGUGGGGUGAACGGGAUGGAUGAAUUUAUGAUUGGCGGAAGGAACGCUGACAAGCUCCCUGGUGCUGAUGACGAUGGAAGCACGGCGCCUCUACCGGAAAAGGUCCAGAUUGGCAAUUCGCCAGUGUACAGAAUUGAAAGGAAGCUUGGGAAGGGUGGAUUUGGACAGGUAUAUGUUGGCCGACGAACUUCUGUUACUAAUGCAGAUGAUAGAGCUACCAGUUCCAAUGCAUUAGAGGUGGCAGUGAAAUUCGAGCAUCGAAGCAGCAAAGGAUGUAACUAUGGACCUCCAUAUGAAUGGCAGGUUUACAACACGCUUGGUGGCAUUCAUGGUAUUCCACGAGUCCAUUACAAAGGCCGUCAAGGUGACUACUAUAUCAUGGUUAUGGAUAUGCUUGGGCCAAGUCUAUGGGAUGUGUGGAAUAACAAUUCUCAUACCAUGUCCAUCGAAAUGGUUGCAUGCAUUGCUAUUGAAGCAAUUUCCAUUCUUGAGAAGAUGCACCCUAAAGGAUAUGUGCACGGGGACAUAAAGCCUGAAAACUUUUUGCUUGGCCCUCCUGGUACUCCUGAAGAGAAGAAGCUUUUUCUUGUUGAUCUUGGAUUAGCCACUAGGUGGAAGGAUAGUGGUACAGGGCAGCAUGUUGAGUAUGACCAGAGACCUGAUGUUUUCAGGGGCACUGUUCGUUAUGCUAGCGCGCACGCACACCUUGGAAGAAUUGGGAGCAGGAGAGAUGACUUGGAAUCUCUUGCUUAUACACUUGUUUUUCUUCUGCGUGGCCGUCUACCUUGGCAAGGGUUCCAGGGUGAGAACAAAGGCUUUCUUGUCUGUAAGAAAAAGAUGGCCACCUCCCCAGAAUCCUUGUGUUCUUUUUGCCCACAUCCAUUCAGACAAUUUGUUGAGUAUGUUGUGAACUUGAAGUUUGAUGAAGAACCUAAUUACACAAGGUGCAUUUCACUGUUUGAUGGAUUAGUAGGCCCAAGUCCAGAUAUCAGGCCUAUCAAUACCGACGGUGCUCAGAAGGUUGGUCAAAAGAGAGGUCGACUCAUGAUGGAAGAAACAGAUGAACAACCAAAGAAGAAAGUACGGAUGGGAAUGCCAGCAACACAAUGGAUAAGUGUCUACAAUGCCAGGCGACCUAUGAAGCAAAGAUAUCACUACAAUGUUGCUGAUGCAAGGAUUGCACAACAUAUUCAGAAAGGAAAUGAAGAUGGUUUGUUCGUUAAUUCUGUUGCCUCUUGCACAAAUCUAUGGGCAUUGAUUAUGGAUGCUGGCACUGGUUUUACCACCCAGGUUUAUGAACUUUCACCAUUGUUUCUUCACAAAGAGUGGAUUAUGGAGCAGUGGGAAAAAAACUACUAUAUCACCGCAUUAGCUGGAGCAAACAAUGGCAGCUCUUUGGUGGUUAUGUCCAGAGGUACACCAUAUGCACAACAAUCAUAUAAAGUCAGUGAUUCAUUUCCCUUCAAGUGGAUAAACAAAAAAUGGAAGGAGGGAUUUUUUGUCACUGCAAUGGCCACUGCAGGAACUAGAUGGGCAGUUGUGAUGUCACGAAAUGCUGGCUUUUCAGAUCAGGUUGUGGAGCUUGAUUUCUUAUACCCCAGCGAAGGAAUACAUCGAAGGUGGGACAGUGGUUAUCGUAUUACUGCUACUGCUGCUACAUGGGACCAGGCUGCAUUUGUUUUGAGCAUACCUAAAAGAAAACCUCCUGAUGAAACACAAGAGACGUUAAGAACAUCAGCUUUCCCCAGCCAGCAUGUGAAGGACAAGUGGGCUAAGAAUCUCUACAUAUCAUCUAUUUGUUAUGGAAGAACAGUUUCAUGAAUCUUAUCCAGAGGGUGGUAUUUAAAUCAUUAACUACUGGCUUUGAGGUGCAUGCUGAUCUGCAACCUUCUGUUAAAUGUUGCUUCCCCCUCCCUCUCUUGCCAGCUACAGCCAACAAAUGUUGUUGCUGCUGCCAUUUGAGCUUUCAAAUUGAUUACUGGAUCUCUACGAUUAUUUCUCAUUUGUACAGAAAUUACUUCACGACAAAUGCAUGAAUCCCAAAAUUUUAUGUUUUAGGCUGUAAUUGUCAAUCUUCACUACAGAGGACUUAUCUUUUUAA